CCUCGCAAAAGUUUCAGUUCUUCGUGUCGCUCUCCGCAGAUUCCGGGCUCGCUUCUGGUCCUCGGCUCCCCUCUCCAACUCCGGAACAAGAUGCUCCAAUCGUGCUGAGAUCAUAAGGCUGAUGAUCACCGCCGACUCCGCCAGCACACGCAAGCAAGAGCCUCGCCGCGAGGCAAGAUGCUGACACUCAUAAUCGGCGGAACGCGUCAGCCCCAGCGCUUGCAGUGCCAACUUUCACUCUCCUUCGGCGUACCGAUUGCUCAUGACGUCGCCUGGGACGCGUAAAAUGGUUAAGGGUCUUAUUAUAUGAAAGCUGCAUGGCCUUCCUUAAAUAUCUAACCUCCACAAGUUGACCGGAAAACCAUUCCACCAUCAUAGCACAGCAUUUGCAAUCGGUCGCAACUCAUCAUGAGAGCCCAAAUUUUGUUUGCUGCCGUGUCAGCACUUACCAUCUCUUCUGUCAUUGCUGCACGGUCUCCAGGUUGCGCACAUGGCUGUAUGAAUGACUGGGACGGCUCCGGCUGCACUUGGAAAGACGGCUGGAAAUGCCUUUGCAACAACAACACUGCUCUUGAUAAGGUCAAUUCCUGCAUCAGCUCUUCAUCUGAUUGCAAUGACGCAGACAAAGAUGCUUCAUAUCAAGCUAUUGCCCAGCUGUGCGCGGACGCCGGAAGCACUGUAACUGCUAGCCCCGAGGCGAAGUUCUCCGCGACCUCUGGAGGGAAAUCCUGGCCAACAUCUUGGAGUGGAACCUCCUGGGGAACCUCGGAUUGGAGUUCGUGGGUCUCCGCGGUUUCAACAGGUCUUCCCGGUGCACCGACUGGGUGGACCGGAGGGUCCUGGGGCCACGGACCUGGGAGCCAGGGCGCAGAUCCAUCUUGGACGACUAAGUGGAGCAGUGGUUCCGGUCCAUGGACAACUGACGGUCCCCGGGGAGGCCGUAGCCAUGGUGGACCUUUCGGCGGUGCCUGGGGCCCCUGGGGUAGCUCUGGAAACUGGACUUCAGGUGCCUGGACUUCAUGGUGGGAGUCCAAAGGCUGUCCCGGAUCUACCUGGGAGGGCUGGACCGCAGACGGAUGGAAAACCAAUGCGCCUUGGACGGCUUGGACGGCUUGCACUGCUACGACGACCGCAACAAGCACCUAUACUAGCACUGUCAGUGGCAGCACAGUGACCGGAGUCACAUACGGCAUUCGCGUUGCGCAAGCUACCGGCAAUGAUACAGAGGCAUCGGGUUCAGGCACUGCUGCCAGUGCUAGGGCUACCUCGGUUCAAGGUAACGCAGCUGCAUCUACUACGAUUGCCAUGGGGUCUCUGGCGAUGGCGCUCGUUGUUAGUCUUGUCCUGAUGUGAGCGAUCUUGGAUUUUCUUUCGGGAUAAUCUCCUGUCGAGCAGCACAGGUUAUGACGCUACGACUCUCGCUACUCUUUAAGUCUUAAGCCACAAUAGUAUUAUGUACUUUAGCGAUAAUAUCGAAUUUGAAAUUCCAGAGGGUGG
This is a messenger RNA of Aplosporella prunicola CBS 121167, 1497 nucleotides long. RefSeq lists its product as uncharacterized. NCBI's taxonomy places the organism in Eukaryota, Fungi, Ascomycota, Dothideomycetes, Botryosphaeriales, Aplosporellaceae. The coding region runs from base 409 to 1353 and encodes 314 amino acids. The transcript has 4 exons. The record is from RefSeq and is a predicted model, not a curated record.